AUGACUGGCAUUAAAAGAGUGGCCGUCGCUGGCGCUGGCCGGAUCGGUCUACCCAUCGUCCUGGAGCUUCACAAGACCGGCUACCAGGUCACCGUCCUGACACGAGAUACGGCGCACUUGAUGAAGAUUCCAUCGGAUAUCGACAUCAAGCAGGUCGACUACGACUCUGACUCCUCGCUCACCGAAGCCUUGAAAGGCCAAGAUGCUCUCAUCUCAACAGUGGCAAUGUCAGCUAUAAGCAACCAGCCGCGGAUGAUAGAUGCUGCCAUUGCUGCAGAAGUCAAAGUCUUCGUCCCCGCAGAGUAUACCGUCAAUUCUCGUGAUGCUUUGGCCCAAGCACAGCCCAUGAUGUCGUCAGUCGUCGGCAUCCAGAAGUACUUGGCUACAAAGGAAGACCAAAUUACUUGGUUUGUCAUCAACUGCGGCGCCUUGCUGGAAUUCGUCUUCGACCAUCCAGUCCUGCUCGAUUUCGACAACCGCAAGGCAACGUUGUGGGAUGGCGGUGAAGGCGCAAUCAGUCUUUCCAACUUCGGACUACUCGCACGUGCUGUUACUGCAGUCUUGAAAUCACCUACUCGUGUUCACAAUCACCGCUUGAUGGUACACGGCGGUACCAUAACACAAAAUCGAGCGCUUGAGAUUGCAAAGGAGUAUUCUGCACAGCCUUGGACGGCGGAACAUGCCGACUCCCAAGCAGCUUAUUCGGCAUCGAUGAAAUCGUUGAGCGAUGGUUCAGCUAGCACUCUGGAGCAGCUUAUGGGAGCCAUGCUGACGGCGUACAAUUCCGCAAGCUUCGGACGAUGUGACUGCCAUUUUGAGUCGGCAUACACCGAACCCGACAACGCAUGGCUGGGUGUUGCAAAAAUUCUGCCCUGUAGAGAUCGAGGAAGCUAUAAAGACCAAAGUCAUGGCGAGCUUGCAUGGUAG
Messenger RNA from Recurvomyces mirabilis, 927 nucleotides. RefSeq lists its product as uncharacterized. The record is from RefSeq and is a predicted model, not a curated record. NCBI's taxonomy places the organism in Eukaryota, Fungi, Ascomycota, Dothideomycetes, Mycosphaerellales, Teratosphaeriaceae. Bases 1 to 927 code for a protein of 308 amino acids. The transcript is spliced from 2 exons.